AUGACCCGAAUCAAGAUCUUGGACGGCGGUCUCGGCACCUCGCUCGAGACCGACUUCGGCGUCAAAUUCAGCAGCCACGCGACGCCGCUCUGGUCGUCGCACCUCCUCGUGUCCGACAACGAGACCCUGCUGCGGUGCCAGUCCAGCUUCGGCCGCGUCCCCGUCGACGUGCUCCUCACGGCCACCUACCAGGUCUCCAUCCAAGGCUUCGCGGAUACGAGGACCGAGCAGAACCCCGAGGGGGUCCCGCGCGCAGCCAUCCCGGGGUACAUUGCAACAGCUAUCAGCAUUGCGGAGCGGGCCAAGGCGGAACACGCGCAGGUGGCGCUGAGCGUCGGGCCCUACGGGGCGUGCAUGAUCCCCAGCCAGGAGUACAGCGGGCGGUACGACGCCGCGCACGACUCGGGCGAGGCGCUGGAGGCGUGGCACCGCGAGCGGCUGGGGCUGUUUGGCGAGGCUGUACGCGGGGCUGCGUCGUCAUCGUCGAGGAUCGGCUUCGUCGCGCUCGAGACGCUGCCGCGCGUGGACGAGAUUGCGGCGGUGCGGAGGGCCAUCGCCUCCGUUGACGGGCUGAGGGACGUGCCGUACUGGGUGUCUGCCCUGUUUCCUGGGGAUGCCGAGACGCUUCCCGACGGCUCGUCGGUGGAGGCGGCUGUGCGGGCGAUGCUGGACCCGGGUGUUGGGCCGGUGAGGCCUUGGGGGGUCGGGAUCAACUGCACCAAGAUGUGGAAGCUGGACUCGCUGCUGCGGAAGUACGAGGGGACGAUCGCCAAGAUAGUCGAGGAGGGGCUCAUCGACGAGUGGCCGGCGCUGGUGCUCUACCCUGACGGCACGAACGGGGAGGUCUACAACACGGAGACUCAGAAGUGGGAGGCUCCUGUUGACGGGCUGGGGGAGAAUCAAGUUCCAUGGGAGACGCAGCUGGCUGAUGUCGUGAGGCAGACCCAGAGGAGAGGAUCUUGGCCAGAGAUCCUUGUGGGCGGAUGUUGCAUGGCAUCGCAUAAGAGCAUCGCAAACCUACGUGCGACUUUGCUUACCGAGAGCUCAUAA
Molecule: messenger RNA, 1050 nt
Organism: Clonostachys byssicola
Lineage: Eukaryota; Fungi; Ascomycota; Sordariomycetes; Hypocreales; Bionectriaceae
Source: the annotation of a GenBank genome assembly